Messenger RNA from Ectocarpus sp. CCAP 1310/34, 1014 nucleotides. The record is from the annotation of a GenBank genome assembly. Lineage: Eukaryota; Phaeophyceae; Ectocarpales; Ectocarpaceae.
AUGGACCAACGAUCUGCCUGCAAACGGAGCAGCAGCAGCAACCCCUUGCGCGGGCUAGGCGAGGAGCUACUCACCAUCGUGUGGGAGUCCGCCUCGAGCGAGCAGCUGGGCUCGUGGCUCCGAGUGCCGCUGGAGCACGCCGCCACCGCCGCCGCUGCCCCGGAGCACCGUUACAACGACAGCAGCCCCGCCCUCUGCUUGAAACUGCUCGAAGCGGGCGCGGACGCGUUCGUGCGGCGAGGGCCGGUGCUCGAUCGCUCCCCGCUCCUCGCGGCAGCCGAGGUGGGCAACGCUGCCGUCGUGUCCGCGCUGCUCGACAAUGGCUCGGCCCCAGACGGAGAAGAAAAAGACUGCUGGGGAGCAUCGAUCUUCAGCAGCCGCAGCAGCGCCAUGACCGUGGAUACCAGUAUCCCCUGGGGCGUGGUCGACGCCAGCAGUAACUACGGGGGUCGACGGACGCCGUUACACUUUGCUGCCUCCGGGGGGCAUGUCUCGACGGUGAGGGCCUUGAUCGGUGCGGGUGCGGACUUGGACACGGCAGACGGGGAUGGCUGUACCCCGUUGCACCUGGCCGUCUUUCGAGGCUUCGAGGAAGUCGUUCAGGAGCUGGUGGACGCAGGAGCCAGCGUGGACACCAGCGACUCGGAGGGUGAGACGCCUCUGCACACGGCUUCGGCGCACGGAUCCCUCGGCAUGGUCAAGGCGAUCCUGCGCGGUUCUCGCGAGAGCAUCCUGCCGUGCCUCACGGACCAUCUUGAGAUGCCCCCGCUUCACCGCGCGGCGCUAGGAGGGCACUGCGAGGUAAUGUCCGAGCUGCUACGCCAGGGUUCCAGCCUACACACUCUUGCUGGGAACGCCCGAACAGCUCUGCAUGCGGUGAGUCUUGGCUUCAAAUUUCGUUUGCCAACGACUGCAGCAGCACCCAACAAACCCACCCUACGAGUGAGUGCAGAGUACUUCCGUUCGUUGCACUCUACUGAACUGAAUACAGUAGACUAUUUAGUCUACUACUGA